This is a messenger RNA of Castor canadensis (American beaver), 1307 nucleotides long. It is a transcript of the gene Crym, whose product is annotated as crystallin mu. Gene Ontology annotation, molecular function: thyroid hormone binding. Gene Ontology annotation, biological process: thyroid hormone metabolic process. Gene Ontology annotation, cellular component: cytoplasm. Lineage: Eukaryota; Metazoa; Chordata; Mammalia; Rodentia; Castoridae. The record is from RefSeq and is a predicted model, not a curated record.
GGGUGGCGAGCUCAUUUCGGGAGCAGCGCAGCGAACGCAGGUUGCGGUGUGGGGCUGAGGUUAGAAGGCAGGCGGGCGAGAUGAGCCGGGCGCCCGCGUUCCUGAGCGCCGCAGAGGUGCAGAGCCACCUGCGCAGCUCCAGCCUCCUCAUCCCGCCCUUGGAGGUGGCUCUGGCCAAUUUCUCCAGCGGCCCCGACGGAGGGGUCAUGCAGCCCGUGCGCACCGUGGUGCCGGUGGCCAAGCACAGAGGCUUCCUGGGGGUGAUGCCCGUGUACAGUGCAGCAGAGGAUGCUCUGACCACCAAAUUGGUCACCUUCUACGAAGGCCACAGCAUCACCUCUAGCGUACCCUCACACCAGGCUACCGUGCUUCUCUUCGAGCCCAACAGUGGCUCCCUGCUGGCGGUCAUGGAUGGAAAUGUCAUAACUGCAAAAAGAACAGCUGCAGUGUCUGCCAUUGCCACCAAGUUUUUGAAACCCCCCACUAGUGAUGUGUUGUGCAUCCUUGGGGCUGGGGUCCAGGCCUACAGCCAUUAUGAGAUCUUCAUGGAACAAUUCUCCUUUAAGGAGGUGAGAAUAUGGAACCGCACCAAAGAAAAUGCAGAGAAGUUUGCAAACACUGUGCAAGGAGAGGUACGGGUCUGUUCAUCGGUGCAGGAGGCUGUGACAGGUGCUGAUGUGAUCAUCACAGUUACCAUGGCGACAGAGCCUAUCUUGUUUGGUGAAUGGGUGAAGCCUGGGGCUCACAUCAAUGCCAUUGGAGCCAGCAGACCCGACUGGCGAGAACUGGAUGAUGAGCUCAUGAAGCAAGCAGUGCUGUAUGUGGAUUCUAAGGAGGCUGCCUUGAAGGAGUCAGGAGAUGUCCUGUUGUCAGAGGCUGAAAUCUUUGCUGAGCUGGGAGAAGUGGUGAAGGGGGUAAAACCAGCACACUGUGAAAAGACACUGUGUUCAAGUCUUUGGGAAUGGCAGUGGAAGACAUGGUUGCAGCCAAACUUGUAUAUGAUUCCUGGUCAUCUGGCAAAUGAGACAAAGCAGCUUUGUGUUGAGAUGGAUAUCACAGCUCAAGGGAUGCAUAAUUUGUCUCCUAAUCCCUAUACCAAACUAGGGAGCUCUGUGCCCCAGUGAACUAUAGUUUUGUGCUUAUCAUGUAUUACCUUAAAUACUGAGCUUCCCAUUCAUGAUUGUAAUUGGAAAACAAAACUAGGUAACCAUUUCUUCUGUUAUAGCAGGUGAUACUGCCAUUCCCUUUCCUUGUAUUUCACUAACUUCAUACUUCCCUGAAAUAAAGCAUUUUCCAGUUCUGCAGUG